AUGCCACUGCCUAGUGAGGAUAUAUCCAUCGAAAGGUCACGAUGGACACGGUUUUCCGACCGUAUCAAGGGGGCAUUUGACGGUGCAGACUCCCGAGUCUGCAUCGCUUUCUGGCUAUUUGGUGUGUAUCACCUUAAUGCAGAUCGUCUUAUCAAUAAUGUCCUCUAUGUGAUUAUCCUCUCCGCGGCCCUGGACCUCGUCGGCCCCGACGUGCCCAAAGGCAUAGUUCUUCUCUCUGAUAUUAUCCCAUCCUUUACCACGAAAUUGAUUGCCCCGUACUUCAUCCAUGUGGUCCCAUACUCCGUUCGAAUUGUGGUCUUAGUCGUUCUAUCUGUAAUCGGCAUGCUCGUUAUAGCGAUGAGCCCAAGUUAUACAGAAGGAGGAACAAUCACUUUCAAGAUCAUUGGCAUUGCACUUGCAAGUCUAUCUUCAGGAGCUGGUGAACUGAGCUUUGUUGGCCUCACUCACUUCUAUGGACCAUUCAGUCUGGCGGCGUGGGGGAGUGGAACUGGAGCUGCUGGUCUGGUCGGUGCUGGAGCUUAUGCGCUGGCAACAUCAGCCAUGAACAUCUCCGUUCAUGUCACGCUCUUUUCAUCGGCUUGCUUGCCAGUAUUUAUGAUGCUGAGCUUCUUUUUCAUUCUACCGCGAGAUCCACUCAAGUCACCUUCUGUCGAUGCAUAUCAAGUCGUUGAGAGGGGCGCACAUUAUGAUGAUGAUGACGACAACAACGAGAAUGAAGCUCCUGGCCAAGACCAUGAAGAAGUCCAGGGAUUAUUGGGACCCACUCAUUCGGACGCGCAAAAGCCAGCUAACAAUAUAAAGGAAUCCCAGUGGAUUGAUCAUAUGCGCGUCAGCUUGCGACGACUUGGGAAGCUAUUUGUCCCAUUCAUGGUUCCUAUGCUUCUAGUUUAUGUUGCGGAAUAUGUGAUCAACCAGGGUGUUACUCCGACCUUACUAUACCCGUUAGAUACGACGCCCUUUAAAGAAUUCCGAUCCUUCUAUCCGGCCUAUAACGCUAUCUACCAGGUUGGAGUUUUUCUCUCGCGAUCUUCAACUCCGUUCUUUCGAGUCCAUUAUCUAUAUCUACCAUCUCUGCUGCAGGUCCUCAAUUUGGUGGUGCUGAGCUUGCAUUCUAUGUUCAAUUUUAUCCCCAGUGUCUACAUUAUCUUUGCUAUCAUAUUCUGGGAAGGAUUACUGGGAGGCAUUGUUUAUGUCAACACAUUUGCAGAAAUCAGUGACCAUGUACCUGAGGAAGAGCGAGAAUUCUCACUGGGCGCUACUACUGUCAGUGAUUCAGCAGGUAUCUGUAUUGCUGGCUUCCUGAACCACGUCUUGGGAAGACCUUCAACCAGAUUCCGCAAAUUCCAGGUGUUUGCUGUGGUAUCUUUUUGGUCGAUCUAUCUCCUUCGAGCUCACAAGCAUGGACCUCCUUUCAUCCGCGCUAUCUCUUCUCGACUUGAGAAAAAAAUAACCAUCUGGCAAACUACAGUCUUGAUUUUUCUGUGGCUCUAUCUUUCCAGGAAUUUUGCCAAAAUAGUUGGUCUUGAAAGUCCCGAACCAUUGGCCAACCUCUACUCCCGACCCUACUUCCGCGCAACAUGGAUCACAACAGCUCUAGAUGCUGGCUACUGGACUGCCAUGAGAAUCAAGAGUAAAUGGCUACGUGAUAUCUCUUCUCUUGUCUUCACACUUUAUUACCUUAUCGCUGCGGAACAAGCCGAUGAAAAGGUGCGGCGAGUCCGAGCAACACUGACCCUGGAACACCUCCGAGUCUCGUGGAACAAGCCGACAACCCCUUACUUGUGGGCAUUAGCUAGUCUGACUCGACCAAGAUUCACUCGCUACCCGCCUAGAGCAAUCAGGAUUUCACGCCCUGCCAAAUCCAUUCACCGCACACCAGUGAAUGCCUGGCUCUACUUUGAUGGACCUCUGAGCGCGUUAAGAGACCAGACAUGCAUCGUUCUAGAUGUUCCAGGUGGUGGUUUUGUGGCUAUGAGUCCACGGAAUUCGGAGGACAAGCUCCUCUCCUGGGCAGGGAAACUGAAAGUGCCAGUGUUAAGCAUAGAUUAUCAAAAGGCUCCGGAAUAUGCAUACCCAUUUGCAUUACACGAGUGCUACGAUGUCUAUGAAACGAUUGUAAACACUAACGGGCGCUGCCUGGGUUUCAGUGGUACGACCCGACCGCGAAUUGUGGUUACCGGGGAAAGUGCGGGUGGAAGCCUUGCCGUGGCGAUGGUAUUAAUGGUUUUGCAAACGAGGGCACAGAACUGGAAUAGCGAAGAUGCACUGCCGCGGCCUGAUGGAGUUGUUCUGGCAUAUCCGUCGCUCAAUCUCAGAGUUGAGAGUUGGAUGACCGAUGAGCAGAUGUCUCUCAUUCAAGAUAAAAGCUCUCGUCAAACUAACAAGAGUGUCAUCGAAAGAAAGCAGGAUGAGCUCCGAAAACUAACACCUUAUACCUCCCCUAGGCAGUCGGUUGAGAAAUUAACCGCAAUAAGCCUUCUGAAGCACCCAGAAGGCAACUCGGAGGAUAAAGAGGCCUCCGAUGUAAACAAGCUCGACGAACAUUUGAAAGUUAUCGAUAAUAACAAGGGAAAGGAGACCACCGAAAUCGAUGAGGUCAAGCCGCUCAAAACUCGUCUUGCGGUUUCUUCCAUGAUUUCCUACGUUCAAGAUCGGGUUCUCACCCCCGAAAUGAUGCGAGCGAUGAUCAUCCUGUAUAUUGGACCACACCAGCGCCCCGACUUCAAUACCGACUAUUACCUUUCUCCAGUUCUCGCACCGGAAUCAUUAUUGGCUAUCUUUCCCAAGACCUUCAUUAUGACAGGGGAACGUGACCCACUGGUUGAUGAUACAGUCCUUUUCGCCGGUCGACUACGCCAAGCGAAACUACAUCAGUUCCGUGAGCGGCAAGAGCUUGGACUGGAGGACUCACAAUGUCAAUUCUACGAGAAAGAUCACAUAGAUAUCUCAUUGCUUCCUGGGAUAUCUCACGGAUUCUUGCAGAUGGUUGGCUUCUUCCCUGAGGGAUGGAAGUACAUUACACGAAGUGCCGAGUGGAUUGAGUCGCUAUUUUUAGCUAGCGAACUCAGAGACUCUCAAUACAGCCUCGUUCAGCCUUCUCACUCAGGAACUCAUAGUUCUAAGGAUCGUAGAGGGUCAGGAAAACACGGCAGGAAUAUCAGGAGUCGCCAAAGUUAUCACCAUCGCACCCUAACAGGGGAGUCUUCCGGUGACGACGAUAGACCACUGGAAAUGAGCAUGACCAAGAUGUCAUCAUCUGCAGUGGAUGGACAGGCAGACCGACGCAAGAGAUCUCAGUCCUCUGGCUCUUCCCAUUUAGAGGCCCUUAAAAGUUACGGUAAUGAAUUUGGAUCAGGAAGUGAAUUCCUUGCAACACUUCGAAGCUUGGAGAAAAGCAAUCGAGAAAAUCACCCGUUCUUACCUGAUGAUAUGAGCAGUGGCCUUGAAAGUCCUAAAGCUGUUCGUCACCAUAGACGGAGCAUUGUGUCGCUUGGCAGCGAAGAAGAUCUGCUUGAUCGGCGGAUGCAUGGACUGGCUGGUGGAUUAAUGGGAUUCGGAGAUGGAUCCCAAACUCCCGGACCGUGA
This is a messenger RNA of Penicillium taxi, 3606 nucleotides long. RefSeq lists its product as uncharacterized. Gene Ontology annotation, molecular function: triacylglycerol lipase activity; sterol ester esterase activity. The transcript is spliced from 5 exons. Bases 1 to 3606 code for a protein of 1201 amino acids. The record is from RefSeq and is a predicted model, not a curated record. Lineage: Eukaryota; Fungi; Ascomycota; Eurotiomycetes; Eurotiales; Aspergillaceae. Gene Ontology annotation, cellular component: cytosol; membrane. Gene Ontology annotation, biological process: triglyceride catabolic process.